GCCGCAGCCGCCGCCGCCGCCGCCCGCGCUGAGCCCCAACACGGCCCGCGGCCCGCGCCCGGCGGCAGCAUGAGCCAGGCCGAGCUGUCCACCUGCUCCGCGCCGCAGACGCAGCGCAUCUUCCAGGAGGCCGUGCGCAAGGGCAACACGCAGGAGCUGCAGUCGCUGUUGCAGAACAUGACCAACUGCGAGUUCAACGUGAACUCGUUCGGGCCUGAGGGCCAGACGGCGCUGCACCAGUCGGUCAUCGACGGCAACCUGGAGCUCGUGAAGCUGCUGGUCAAGUUCGGCGCCGACAUCCGCCUGGCUAACCGCGACGGCUGGAGCGCGCUGCACAUCGCCGCGUUCGGCGGCCACCAGGACAUCGUGCUCUAUCUCAUCACCAAGGCCAAGNAGGCCAAGUAG
Messenger RNA from Ailuropoda melanoleuca (giant panda), 405 nucleotides. RefSeq names its product NOTCH regulated ankyrin repeat protein (gene NRARP). Gene Ontology annotation, cellular component: cytoplasm. The coding region runs from base 70 to 405 and encodes 111 amino acids. The record is from RefSeq and is a predicted model, not a curated record. NCBI's taxonomy places the organism in Eukaryota, Metazoa, Chordata, Mammalia, Carnivora, Ursidae. Gene Ontology annotation, molecular function: phosphatase regulator activity; enzyme inhibitor activity; protein binding. The transcript has a single exon.